Molecule: messenger RNA, 468 nt
Organism: Symbiodinium sp. CCMP2592
Lineage: Eukaryota; Dinophyceae; Suessiales; Symbiodiniaceae
Source: the annotation of a GenBank genome assembly
AUGUUCCGUGUACUUGCGGUCCUGUCGAUGCUCAGCGUUGGCUGUGGCCUGGUGCUGACCGACAAACCCCAGCCUGCUGCGAAUGCCAGCAAGGACGGCACUGUGGCGCUGGCGGCUGAGGAGACCGCGGCAGGAGACGAUGAGCACAACAAAGAAGAGCUGGCACAGAUCGCCAAGCAAGACAAAGAAGUCGUCGUUGAGAGCGAGGCUGACCGAAAGUAUUUUGAGGAGACGGCGAAGGACGAGAAAGAGGGCGCCAACGAUGACGAAGAGGAGCUUCCAGAAUCCAGCGCGGAGAUCGCAGCGGAGGAGAAGGUUGCAGCAGCCGAAGAGACCGCCGAUUCUGACGAGAUGAUGGAUACUGCGGAAGACGAGGCCAAUGCGGCUGAUAUGGGCGAUGAGGCUGAGCCCCCCAAGCCAAAGUCUGCACCUGCUGUGCCGAAGGAUGCACCCAAGAAGAGCAAAUGA